Penicillium soppii is the source of this 732-nucleotide messenger RNA. RefSeq lists its product as uncharacterized. The record is from RefSeq and is a predicted model, not a curated record. The transcript has 3 exons. Bases 1 to 732 code for a protein of 243 amino acids. NCBI's taxonomy places the organism in Eukaryota, Fungi, Ascomycota, Eurotiomycetes, Eurotiales, Aspergillaceae.
AUGACACCAGCCAAAUCCUGCGACACUGAAUCCAGUCCUAAGUUAGCUAAACUAAUUGUUCAAGAUAUGUCUUCCGGAACCCAAUAUCAAAAUCUAGAGGUAGCGCCGUCAUCUGCUACUAUUCGUCGAGACCACAUCGACACCGCAACAUAUAACCACGACGUCUUCCUCUUGGUAGAGAAGCUUUUGCGACAAGAACAACAGUCCAAGCUUUACCAAGAACGCUUAGAACUCAGAAUCAAUAGCGAUUCUGUGGCGUAUCAAAAAUUACACCUCUAUUGUGAAAGGUCGAUUUCUGGGAUGCAGCAUCAAAAAUCGCAGCUUGAGGUUUCAUUGCGCCAUGCGACGGAAACUUGUCAAGCAUUAUCUCAAAGUCUCCACUUGGAAAGGGACAAAGUGCGGGAGCUCGAGUCUCGUCUCAAUGAGGUAUACCCAAAUAUUGAUUCAUGGUUACAUCGAUUGAAUCAAGAAAAGCAAAAUUCCCGAUCUGCCGAUGACAAGGAAACAAUGGAUCGUCUUUUGCUGGAAAAUCACCGUCAGCGAGAGUCGAUCAAUUGUCUUCAGUCUAUCCUCCAUGCUCGGGAACAGACUGUGCAAGAUCUUCAGUCUACUUUAGACCAGUUGUCUCAACGACUCCCCAAAGAAAAUGGGGGGUUAUUUAGGUCCUCUGUUCGCUCGUCAGAAGAACCGAAUGUCAAAAUCAUCACGAAUACACCUUCGACCAAGAGCUGA